AUGGACGCAGACAAUUGUAGCAAUGCCCUCAUUUUGUAUGAGGCUGCUAUAAGUGAAAUCGAACGACGUUUGAAUGAGGUAAAACGUGUUGAACAGUUGUCUACAGCAGUAAUUAAACUGCGUUUAGGUUCCCUUCAGAAAGCAGCUGAUUCACUACAGACAGCAGCUUCUGAAUAUUAUAAAGAGAUUAAGGGUCGAGAAUUAGUAAAUGCUAUAACGAGGACUAACGCGAUAAACCUACUGAAAACUCGUUUUUCCAACGUUGGGAAAUUAGAAGAGAACUUAAGAAAUCGGCUGUUAAGUUUACCGCACCCUGAGCAUGAUGCAGAGCAACUGAUGGAUUUCCUUAUGAAAUGGAAUAGCAUCGUUCAUCAGUUAGACGCUUUACCAGGUAUUACGAGCGGCGACUCUAAUGAGAAAGCAAUUAUCAAGCGGUGUUUAUCAAAGGAAACAUUGCAAGCCUUGUAUCAGAGAUAUGAUACUUGUGAACUCAGUGCAGAUCAAUUGAGAAAGGGCAUUGAGAAGUUAAUUGAGCGUUUAGGUAGAAGUAAUAUGCAUAAACCCACGCCAUCACCGUCCAACCCAGUUAAGAGUGGCAAUGAUCGUAACACGAGUUCGAAAAACGAGCGUCAAGCUAAUUCGCCUAGUAGUGCUUUCAGAACUAAUGUUAGAAAUACCCCUAAGAAAAUAACUUUUUCUUGUUGUUUUUGUCAAGGCGAACACAGCGGUAAGGUCUGCACGAAAUACAAUACUUUAGAGACUAGAAGAGCUCGUAUCAAUGAAUUACAACUAUGCUUUGGUUGUUUAAGAAAGGGUCAUCGUUUAUUUGAAUGUAACAGUAAGAGUAAGACAUAUUGUUUUAACUGUAAUGGUAAACAUCAUACAUUCCUAUGUGCUAGGACUAUACCUAAUUCUACGAGCGUCAAUGUAAAUUCGUCUCAGCAACCUUCUAGCACCAAAUCAGGUCAUAGUAGAGUUGAUAAUAAGCCUAUAGAAACUGCUCAAUCGCAGCCUAGUUUCAGUACUAGCCAGAAAUCUGCGGCCACGAGUAAUCAGAGAAAUUCUCAGAAUAAUGUUAACAGUAAUCAAGUAACUGUGAAAAAUGUCGCAUCUCUUCGACCGACAGCGUUACCGACAGCCACCCUUCUAUUGAGUAAUGAUGGGAAUCGGAUCCCGGUUCGAGCCUUUUUAGACAGCGGAUCUCAAAGAACGUUCAUUAACCCAGAUGAUGUUGAGAAAUUGAACUUAGUGCCCAUAAAACAAGUGGAACUUACAUUAAUUCCGUUUGGAGAUAAUGUUGAAACUAGAAUGUUUGAUGUAGUAAGAGUAAUGGUUCGAGCAGGUACGAAACGUAUCAAAUUAAAUGCUGUUGUUUGUAAUCAUGUUAACACUUCCAUACACAUACCUGGUCUACACAACGUGUAUCUGCGAUUGCAAGAACGAGGUGUUAAAUUGGCAGAUGAAGAAUAUUGA
Molecule: messenger RNA, 1473 nt
Organism: Macrobrachium nipponense
Lineage: Eukaryota; Metazoa; Arthropoda; Malacostraca; Decapoda; Palaemonidae
Exons: 2
Coding region: 1-1473 (490 amino acids)
Molecular function (GO): zinc ion binding; nucleic acid binding
Source: RefSeq, a predicted model, not a curated record